Messenger RNA from Acanthoscelides obtectus, 570 nucleotides. NCBI's taxonomy places the organism in Eukaryota, Metazoa, Arthropoda, Insecta, Coleoptera, Chrysomelidae. The record is from the annotation of a GenBank genome assembly.
AUGACAAAUUUCAUGACGCCAUACAGACAAACCAACAGUAUUGGUUAUGAAGAAAAAUGUUUCAACUAUCGACUUUGCCGUGCCAGGCGCGUAGUAGAAAACGCAUUCGGGAUCAUGGCAAAUAGAUUCAGGAUUUUCCUAACGCCAAUAGCUACUAAAGUGGAUACAGUUGAUGAUAUCGUUAUGGCAUGUUGUGUUUUACACAACUUUUUACGCCGCAAAAGCACUUCUUACAUACAACCUAGUAACAUCGAUACUGAAGACAUUAUCUCAGGGACUGUAUUGAUAGGUGAUAUGCACAUGAAUGGAGAACUAAUAUCAUUAGAUGUGUCCAGGCAAGGAUCUCCGACUAUUGACGCAAAGAUGAUACGAAAUGGAUAUAAAGAAUAUUAUAAUAAUGCAGGUGGAGUUGACUUUCAACACAAAUUUUUAAAAUAUCUGCUUACUGAGGCCUGUGAUUGGUCAUCUAGGUUAUUUCCUUCUACGAAGAAACCGCUGCACGAGACUCUUCUUGAUCCAUCAGGAAAGACAAUAGAUCAAAAUACCACAAUGUUACCUCGAGAUGACUAA